Mya arenaria is the source of this 834-nucleotide messenger RNA. RefSeq names its product protein CUSTOS-like. The record is from RefSeq and is a predicted model, not a curated record. The coding region runs from base 44 to 811 and encodes 255 amino acids. NCBI's taxonomy places the organism in Eukaryota, Metazoa, Mollusca, Bivalvia, Myida, Myidae. The transcript has 6 exons. Gene Ontology annotation, biological process: Wnt signaling pathway.
UUGGGUUGACGGUUUCCCAGGAUCCGGGGAUUAUACACAGCUCAUGGCGGCGCCCGUCGAAAGCGAUCUGAGUUCAUCCAGUGACGAAAACGAAGAUCUUGCGAAGAUUAAAGAAGCUGUGGAAUCAUCUGUAGCCUUUUUUACUGGAUCCAAAGUGCAGACAAAUCAAGCCAAUCAGCUCCAGCAUGAUGAGACAGAGAAUAAAACACAUCAAAACAUAAUGGCAAUCUUGCCAUCAAACAGGCCAGACCUUUCCGUGGAGGAGGAUGAAGGUAACCAUCUACUCAGUACGACCCCAGGUUUCCGCAGGCAUGUUGCAGCAAAACUGAUCAAGUCACUAGACAACCUGAUUGACAGUUCCAGUACCUGUUUCCAGACAACGAAAUGUCAGCAAACCACGUCUAAUUCAGAUCAUCAAGGAAUCCGACUGUUUCACAGUUCAUCUUUGUUCAUUUCUGCGAGUGAAAACCAGCCAAAACAGCCAUCCCGUCGCAAACGACCCCCUUCAUCCAGCGACAGUAGCUCAGAGGAUGAGAGAUUGGCAGAGGCCUCAAUAUCUCAUGAGCGGAUAGUGGAGCAGAGCCGGGUACCGUAUCACAGCAACAUGGGACCAGCAGAUGUCAUCAUUGUUAGGAAUACAGUACCUGAUGUACAUAAUGGUUGUGGUAGUGACUCUGUACAUGUUCACAAUGGAAGGGGAGAAUCUAGACCAAGUACAUGUACUGACAUGACUGGCUUGAAGGAUAAUGCUCCUGAAGCACUGCCAAAAAAGAAACACAAAAAGAAGAAAAAACAGAUGUUGACAACCUGAAAUAAAAACACCUGAAAAUGUUA